This is a messenger RNA of Colossoma macropomum (tambaqui), 2761 nucleotides long. It is a transcript of the gene cd4-1, whose product is annotated as CD4-1 molecule. Bases 572 to 2029 code for a protein of 485 amino acids. The transcript is spliced from 12 exons. Gene Ontology annotation, molecular function: protein tyrosine kinase binding; MHC class II protein binding. Gene Ontology annotation, biological process: positive regulation of ERK1 and ERK2 cascade; interleukin-15-mediated signaling pathway; T cell activation. Gene Ontology annotation, cellular component: external side of plasma membrane; membrane raft. The record is from RefSeq and is a predicted model, not a curated record. NCBI's taxonomy places the organism in Eukaryota, Metazoa, Chordata, Actinopteri, Characiformes, Serrasalmidae.
GUUGGGGGCUUACAACAAGAGAGUGAAAGCAACUGUUUAGACCACAGAGGUUAACAUGUUAGCAGCGAGCACUGACGAUCUUUAACAUGCUGAAGGUGGUCUGGGUGGGAGGAGGGAGAGAAAAGUGUUGAGAAAGUAGUAAACGUAAAAUAAACCAACAACACUGGUGAGGUAGAUAGGGGAGCAGAAGAGACGACACUGUUUCCUGUGUGGCAAAGCUAGUUAGAGGAUGUUAAUGUCACUGUAGGUCGCUAAGCAUCAACACUGGGAGUCAACUCACCUUCUCAGCACUGCCAAUCAGACGUAAGGGAGGGGUCAACAGACAUUUUACAGCAAUUUUUACUCUGCGAGUCAACAUAUCCGGAGACGACAUCUGAGAGAAGCGUCAGAUCAUCCGAUCAUCAACAACUGAAUAUUCGAACACAGGCCAAUCAGACGUAAGGGAGGGGUGAAACACGCUUUAGAGCAAUUUGUACCCAGCAAGUCAACACAUCCGGAGAGGACGUCUGAGAGAAGCGUCAGAUCAUCCGAUCAUCAAAAACUGAAUAUUCCAACAAAGCUCAGGGACAGAAUGCUGUUCUUAUGGGCGCUGUUACUCCUGCUGCCUCCACCUUCCUCAGCUGCAGGAAACUCAGAGGUGUUUUUCGCACAGGUGGGGGGCUCAAUAACUCUUCCCUACAAGGGCCACCUAGAAAAGGAGAGUGUAUAUGUGAAAUGGUUCUUCUUUUCUAAUCAAGAAGACUUAUUGAUUUGGAAGCACCCCAAACAAGAUUCUCCCAAAAAUGAGGCACCGGAGGAGUUUGAGAAGCGAGUGUUUCUUUCAAAAGAUUCCUCCCUCGUCAUUAAUCCUGUUCAGGAGACCGACUUUGCUCGCAGUGGAUUCUUUAAAUGUGUAGAGCAAGAUUACAAAAGCAAGAUUGAGAAGGAGUUUAGACUGUACCGUGUGUACAUGCCCUCUGCUCUGACCCUCCUGGCCGGUGAUGAUCUCUCUCUGUCCUGUCAGACGGAGGCUGGUGUGACUGCCCCCUCUGUAAGGUGGAUCUCACCCAGCAGUGAAACUUACAGCGCGCAGCCCAAGAACUCACUGAGCGUGACGAACAUCUCCUCCCAGCACAGCGGAGUCUGGACGUGUCAAGCGGAGUCUGAUCCUCCCAAAUUAAAAGCUACAACCACUGUGACCGUCAUAGACCUCUCCCCCUCUCAACCUAAUGGCGUGUACACCUCCCUCUCCUCCGGCUCUCCCUGGCUCCCUUGCUCUUUGUCCUCUGCAGUCUCCUGGUCAGCCGUACAAGAGAAGGGCCUGCGGACGGGCAGCUGGAGCUUCACUCCACUGAACCCGACUCACGGGCCCAAAGAGCAGCUCCUCCUGCAGCUCCAGCCCCCUAUAGCCUGGAAGAAGACAAACAACUCAGACACCCCAAACAAGCCCUUCCUUGAAGAGAGGGAGCUGAAAGACCGCGACCUGUCAGUGAAGAUCCCGAAGGUGUCUCUGGACGUCAGGGGGACGUACACUUGCAGCCUGGAGUUCAGCGUGGGCAGAACGCUCAGCCGGACGCUGCAGCUGGAGGUGCUGGAAGUGCUCUCCUCCCCCAGCGCUGCCCCUCAGGGUGUGAUGGCGCGGGCGGGCGAUACGGUGAACCUGACCUGCACUCUGGGCCACUCGCUGCCAUCUGGUGACCUGCAAGUGACAUGGGUCCGCCCAAAGUCAUCUGUCUUCUCUCUUGGUAACCCUCCUCAUCCUGCACGUCUAUCCAUCCCUGCAGUGACGGUGCAGGACAGCGGGCAGUGGAGAUGUGAGCUGAAGAAGAACACGAUGACUCUGACAUCUGCUACAGUGACGCUGGAAAUCAAAAAACGAGUGGACAUUUGGGUUUUUGUGGCCAUUGGCAGUGCUUUGGUCUUCAUCUUGCUCCUCGCCAUCACUGUCUUCUUCUUUCGUAGACAUAAACAGGCCAAGAUGUUCAGGCGGCGCAGGACCAAAUUCUGCUGCUGUAAGAAUCCCCAGCCCAAAGGGUUCUACAAAACUUGAGGAACAUCUCUGCCCAGAAUGACCAGACCCACUGAAGUCUGAGCUCGUGGGACUGAUGGAUAUGAAGAUGGAAGUAAAAUGUUUCAUAACAAGACGCCCAUUUUGUAAAUAUGAGCUGGCGGUGAAUCCUGCAGCAAAACUGAAAAUGCUCCUCUACAGAGACUGUCAACACAGAAACAUGGUAUUUAGUGUAAUAUGAUUGUACAAUUACUCACUUUAGGAUGCUUUAAUGUUUAUAUUGUAAUGUUAUGUAUUGUAAUAAACAUUCCAUUGAAUAUUACCGUAUAAUCUCAUAUACACUAUCUGGCCAAAAGUAUGUUCCUAAUUAUUGAGUUCAAGUGUUUCAGCCGCACUCAUUGCUAACAAGUGUAUAUAAUCAAGCACAUAGCCUUGCAGCCUCCAUAGACAAACACUGGCAGCAGAACAGGUGGUACUGAAGAACUCAGUGACUUUAAAUGUGCCACAAGGCAAUUCAUGAAAUUCCUGCCCUGCUAGAUCUGCCCCAGACAACUGUAAGUGCUAUUACUAUGAAAUGAAAGGAGCAACAGCAGCUCAGCCAUGAAGUGGUAGACCAUGCAAACUCACAGAGCGGGGUCCUCUGUUGCAUUACUCACUAUGAAUUGCCUCCAGAAACAACAUCAGCACAAAAACUGUGCAUCAAGAACUGCGUGAAAUCAGUUUUCAUGGCUGAGCAGCUGCACACAAACCUGCUAUGUGCAAUGCCAAGUGUCG